AUGCCUUCUAUCUUAUGUCCUUUGUUAUACUUUCGGCGAUCAAAUUUUGAUUCAUCUAUUCUAGCAAUUAAACGUAGACCUCACAUUUUGCAGGUCAAAUUAACAUGUCUACCACUGUGCUUUAAAAUUCUAUAG
This is a messenger RNA of Vairimorpha ceranae, 135 nucleotides long. RefSeq lists its product as hypothetical. Lineage: Eukaryota; Fungi; Microsporidia; Nosematidae. The record is from RefSeq and is a predicted model, not a curated record. Bases 1 to 135 code for a protein of 44 amino acids. The transcript has a single exon.